Durio zibethinus is the source of this 4636-nucleotide messenger RNA. RefSeq names its product Tetratricopeptide repeat (TPR)-like superfamily protein (gene OTP84). Gene Ontology annotation, molecular function: zinc ion binding; protein binding; RNA binding. The record is from RefSeq and is a predicted model, not a curated record. NCBI's taxonomy places the organism in Eukaryota, Viridiplantae, Streptophyta, Magnoliopsida, Malvales, Malvaceae. Gene Ontology annotation, biological process: RNA modification.
GUGACUCAAGAUGCCUAAUGUCAAUCCAUCUUUUAUCAUUCUUUAACCAAGACAGCACAGCAGAAGACAUCUCUGAGGGUAUUACCGAAGAAAAAAUCUCCUGGGGAGUUUGAGAGUGGCAGGGAAAAAACAAUCCUUCUCUGAAGCCUUGUUUCAGGCACAUCUUAGUGUUUCUCUAGGUAACGUAACGAAGGACGCUAGCAUAAUUAGAUCAUUAAUCAUUGUAGUUUUUGUAGAUAAAUGCGAACUCCAUACAUAAAAGAAUGAUUUGAAUCACAAUGAAUGACAAUGGGAGUUGAGCCAUCUGUAAAUGCUUUAGAAAUAUUUGUUAACGAGUGUCAUUGGACUACUUCGUGUUUUAAAUUUUCGAUAACCAUUGAAGAAGACAACUCUCAAAUGUCAACGACAAGGAAAUGUCAAAAGACUUUUUUAGAAAUUUGUGUCAAUUUCCUUUGGAAUCAGGAUCAUGGGUGAACAUUGUAGUGCAUAUACAUAUAUAGUGAUGUAAUUUGUGGUCCGGUGAGAGUGUAGCUUGCUGAAUGUUGAGCCACAGAGAAUAAGAUCAGGGGCGCCGGAAAUAUUAUUUUGGAAUGCACUCCAAUGUUUAAAUCAGUCAAAAUUUCUGAGAAGGAAAGAUAGCAGGGGGCGCCAGAGCUUUCCUUCUCGGCACAAGAGACUGUAGACAACAGUGUUCGGUUUACAUCCUUUUUCCAUUAUUUCAGUUCAUAGUUUAUUGCAUCCUCAGACUUACCAACCUUGAACAGCUUAUUAAACAUAUUCACUCCAUGCCCUCUUUCCUCCGGUGUUAGUUUAAUUUAACUAAACAAGCAGCUUAAAGCUGAGAGACCAGAGACGAUGUAGAUAGGAGAUGGCUAGGCUAGGAGGUUUUUGUUUGGUUUGACAGCAGUCAGCCUGCAUAAUACUAGUUACUAGUUAGCACUGACGCAACUUAACUUAACGCAACUGUUUUGGCCAACCACCCUAGGGGUGGGUGCAUGAGGAACAGAAUAUAUAUAUAUAUAUAUAUAUAUAUUUGGAUAGAUGAAGAUUAAUAGCAGCAGCAGCUUCCUUUGAUGCAGAAAUCUUCUCUAUAUUAUCUUCUUCUUCCUCUCCACAACUCGGACAAAGAUUAUCUUCAAGCAAAAGAGGCUCUCUGUCUUCUUUUGUCCUUUAGGCCAGACCCACCAAAGACAAAAGAGCCAAAAGUUCUUGUAUUCUGUUGUGCCCCUAGGUUUGGUCAUUGGUCCUUGGAUUAGAAAUCCAAAGUGGCCCCACACACUCCCCGCCGCCUUUUCAACAAGUACAUAAAUCCUGUCUGCCAAAAACAACUACGUUAAUAACCACCAAAUGUCCUCUCACAGUCACAGCCUUUCCCUCUCUUUAUCUGCUACUGCUCCUCCAAAUCCAAUCCCUUCCCUCCAAACCGACCAAACCCACCAACCCAUUCCUUCUAAAACCCGCUCUAACUCUCGUGUCUCAUGGACCGAAUCUCUCAGAUCCAGUACCCGAUCCAACCAAUUCCACCAAGCCAUUUUAACCUAUGUCAAUAUGACUUCUUCCGGUAUCCCACCCGAUCACUUCGCUUUCCCCGCUGUCCUCAAGGCUGCCACGUCUCUUCGCGACUUGGCCUUGGGACAGCAGAUUCAUGCUCACGUUCUCAAAUUUGGCUAUGGAACCUCCCCCGUCACUGUGGCCAAUACCCUGGUCAAUGCUUACGGCAAAUGUGGGGACAUUUGGGAUGUGUACAAGGUGUUUGACAGAAUUCCCCAGUCCCAGAGAGAUACCGUUUCUUGGAACUCCUUCAUUUCCGCAUUGUGUCGGUUUGAGGACUGGGAGACUGCAUUAGAGGCCUUUAGGUUUAUGCUGCUGGAUAAUCUGGAGCCUAGCUCAUUUACGUUGGUCAGCGUUGCGCAUGCUUGUUCAAAUUUGCCUAGGCGUGAUGGCUUACGCCUUGGAAAGCAGCUUCAUGGAUACAGCUUGAGAAUGGGCGAUAUCAAGACCUUUACUAAUAAUGCAUUGAUGGCUAUGUAUUCCAAACUAGGACAUCUCGACGAUGCUAUGGUGUUAUUUGAGUUGUUUGAGCAGCGUGAUUUAAUUUCAUGGAACACCAUGUUGAGCUCCUUAUCCCAAAAUGAUAUGCUUUUUGAAGCAUUACUGUUAUUGCACCGCAUGGUUCUUGAAGGUCUCAAGCCUGAUGGUGUCACAAUCGCAAGUGUGCUGCCCGCGUGCUCACACUUGGAACUGUUGGAAAUUGGGAAACAACUUCAUGCGUAUGCCUUGAGACAUGAUAUUUUGAUUGAAAAUUCUUUUGUUGCUAGUGCUUUGGUUGACAUGUAUUGCAAUUGUAGAAGGGUUCAAAGUGGUCGUCGAGUUUUUGAUUGUGUCAUAGAUAGGAAAACUGCUCUUUGGAAUGCUAUGAUCACCGGAUAUGCACAAAAUGAGCAUGAUGAGGACGCUUUGAUACUCUUCAUUGAAAUGGAAGCGGUUGCUGGGCUCUGCCCCAAUGCCACCACAAUGGCCAGCAUUGUGCCUGCAUGUGCGCAGAGUGAAGCAUUUGCUAAUAAACUAGGAAUUCAUGGACAUGUGGUGAAGAGAGGUUUGGGGACUGACCACUAUGUGCAAAAUGCACUUAUGGAUAUGUACUCUAGAAUGGGGAAGAUACAAAUUUCAAAAUCUAUAUUUGACAACAUGGAAGUUAGAGAUGUCGUGUCUUGGAAUACAAUGAUAACUGGUUAUGUUAUUUGUGGGCAUCAUGAUAAUGCACUUCUUCUGCUACAUGAGAUGCAAAGUGUUGAAAAAGAGAAGAAUGAUCAGGACUAUUAUGAGGAUGAGAAAAGCAUUCCUCUUAAACCUAAUUCUAUAACCCUUAUGACAGUUCUUCCUGGUUGUGCCACCUUGGCUGCAUUGGCAAAGGGAAAAGAGAUCCAUGCAUAUGCCUUAAGAAACAUGUUGGCAUCAGAUGUUGGUGUUGGAAGUGCAUUGGUAGACAUGUAUGCAAAAUGUGGCUGCUUGAACCUAUCUAGAAAAGUGUUUGAUAUUAUACCCAUCCGAAAUGUAAUUACCUGGAAUGUCAUUAUUAUGGCUUAUGGGAUGCAUGGCAAGGGAGAAGAAGCCUUGGAGUUGUUCAACUGUAUGGUGGCAGAAGUAUCUAAGGUUAAGGAAGUCAAGCCUAAUGAAGUUACUUUCAUUGCUAUAUUUGCAGCGUGUAGCCACUCAGGGAUGGUAAGUGAAGGCCUAACCUUGUUUUAUAGGAUGAAGGAUGAGUAUGGGAUCAAACCUACACCAGAUCACUAUGCAUGCAUUGUGGAUUUGCUUGGUCGAGCCGGUCAAGUCAAGGAAGCAUAUCAAUUGAUCAAUUCCAUGCCCUCUGAAUUGGACAAGACUGGGGCUUGGAGUAGUUUGCUUGGUUCUUGUCGAAUCCACCAAAAAGUUGAAAUUGGGGAAAUUGCAGCUAGGAAUCUCUUCCACCUAGAACCUGAUAUGGCAAGCCACUAUGUUUUACUCUCCAACAUAUACUCAUCAGCUCAACUAUGGGACAAGGCAAUGGAUGUUCGGAAGAAGAUGAAAGAAAUGGGGGUAAGAAAAGAACCAGGGUGUAGCUGGAUUGAGUUCGGUGAUGAGGUUCACAAGUUUGUAGCUGGUGAUGCUUCACACCCACAAAGUGGACAACUACAUAGAUUCCUUGAAACCCUCUCAGAAAAGAUGAGAAAGGAAGGCUAUGUGCCUGAUACUUCUUGUGUACUUCAUAAUGUUGAUGAGGAGGAGAAAGAAACUUUGCUUUGUGGGCAUAGUGAGAAACUGGCAAUAGCUUUUGGUAUUCUCAAUAGCCCUCCUGGUAGCACAAUUAGAGUUGCAAAGAACCUUAGAGUUUGUAAUGAUUGCCAUGAGGCUACUAAGUACAUCUCAAGGAUAACAGAUAGGGAAAUUAUCCUAAGAGAUGUGAGGAGGUUCCAUCAUUUCCGUAAUGGAAGAUGUUCCUGUGGGGAUUAUUGGUGAAAAUGUUCCCAAAAUCACUUUGCUCUCGAGGAAUAUUUGUUGAAGUUGUACACUAUCUAGAAAAAUACUUUUUAACCAUAUUUUCUCCAUUCUAUCAUUUUUUAUAUGACUGCACAGUAGCAUGUAUCACUUCAACAUAUUAAGGCUCUCAGAUUGUACAUUUUGAAAAAAAAUGGUUUAAGGAAUAAGAGGAGAGAACUCUUUCAACUGUCAAUGUCUUUUUCAGGCACAAAAUAAAAAGGAAAACUGCCAAUGCCUUUUAAUUAAGAAUCCACGUCUGUAUUUUUUUUCUCUUCAGGCUACUUGGAGGCUUUUACUGGCAGCUCUUCCAAUCACAACUAAUAGCAGAGCGAUUUACAAUUGAUCAAACGCAUUUUUUGUCUUUUGUGGUCUAAGAAAAAGAAUGUAUAAUCCUAAUUCAGACCAGAACUAACAUAAACUUUUAUUUUUUCAUUUUGGGUUUUGUGUUUGGUUUAGAUUUGAUAUAGAUAGUUGAUGAAAAUAUGUGUUUUGAAGAUGUCGAGAGGCGGAGGAGGAACUGAAACUGUUGCAACUUCGAAGUCCUGAUAUUUCUUAUUGAUGGUUGUGAUGAAAGCAUGAAACUGAGCACCUAGUUGUGUCUUGAGUUCGACUCUCGAUG